UCCUCAGAUUAGAGCCACCCGUUUCAAAUGUUUGUUUAAUAGUCAAAACCCACAGAACAAUCUAGAAACCUAAGUAGUUCACUCUUGCAAAAAUAGUGUGCACCUGUGGUUUGGUGUGAGUAAGACCAGUGUUGGAAAGAGAGAUAUAAAAGGCUUCAAGUUCUUGUCUUAAAUGUUGAACUUGUUUGUUUCAGGGGGCCAGGGGGUUCCAUGGGUUGCCAGGACAACCAGGACUGAGGGGACUGAAGGGACACGGAGGUCUGUUAGGAUCCAGGGGUGAACCAGGGGUGACUGGAUCGAAGGGAGAGUCAGGCAAACCUGGUCACAUGGGCGGCCUGGGUCCACGGGGUCCACUGGGAAUGCCAGGAGACAGGGGAAGGAUUGGAGCAUCUGGCCCUGUGGGAAAACGAGGAUCAUCUGGGGAUAUUGGUAAACCAGGCCCAUUGGGUCCAAUGGGAAUCACUGGAUCUUCUGGUUUUCCAGGUGGUCCAGGUAUGAAGGGUGAAGCAGGCCCCACUGGAGCCAGAGGCACAGGUGGACAACAGGGCCAGAGAGGGGAGACUGGUCGACUGGGCUCAGCAGGAUCAUCGGGCAACCAGGGAGCGGCUGGGACUGACGGAGGCCCAGGAUCUAAAGGACCCUCGGGAUUGCCCGGCAUUCUGGGGGCCGCAGGGCUCUCUGGGCCACAUGGCCCUCCCGGACCUCAAGGAACCACCGGAUUCCCAGGGGUCAAAGGUUCAGGGGGUGACUUGGGAGUUUCAGGAUACAAAGGAGAGCCUGGUCUUAAAGGAGAAACUGGGGUUCCAGGUAAUCGAGGUUUCUCUGGUGGUGAUGGCCUUCCUGGUCAAAAGGGUGCCCAAGGUGAGCGUGGUGGCUCUGGAUCCUCUGGCCUGAAGGGAGGCGGUGGAGACCCUGGACGCUUAGGAGAAUCAGGCCUCCCAGGGGCUAGGGGUUUGACUGGGCUGUCUGGAACAACAGGACCCGAGGGCAAACUAGGACCACAGGGAAGUGCAGGAGAGGAUGGUGGUCCAGGUCCCGCUGGAUCUGCCGGUACCAGAGGUCUGGCAGGGUCACUGGGCCUGCCUGGGCCAAAAGGUUUCAGUGGAGAUGCAGGAAAGAUCGGAGAGGCAGGGACCCCUGGAGUGCCUGGCCAGAGAGGAGGAAAUGGAAAAGAUGGAGAGGAGGGGGCGGCAGGGCCACCUGGACCGGGCGGCCUUUCCGGAAAGAGAGGUGAGCAGGGGCCACCAGGGCUGAAUGGAUUCCAGGGAUUGCCUGGAUCCGCAGGCCCACCAGGAGAGUCAGGAAAGCCAGGAAACGAGGGAGUCAACGGAGAGACUGGAUCUGUUGGACCAACAGGACCAAGAGGUGAGCGAGGAACCCCUGGAGAGAGAGGGGAACCUGGGUCAAAUGGCCUCAACGGACCCAAAGGCAUCUCAGGCACACCUGGACCCGAUGGCGCCAAGGGUAAUGCUGGCCCCUCGGGCAAUCUUGGAGAAGUGGGAGCCGCAGGCCUGCAGGGAAUGCCUGGAGAGAGAGGUAUUCCUGGCACCUCUGGACCUAAAGGAGAGAGAGGAGGCAUUGGAGGCAAAGGAAAUGAGGGGAAAGCAGGAGCUGAUGGUGCAAGGGGAUUGCCUGGUGCACUUGGACCUCCAGGCCCAGCUGGGCACAAUGGAGAGAAGGGCGAGUCUGGACCCAGAGGCCCUUCAGGAAACCCUGGAGCCAGAGCUGUGGCCGGUCCUGAUGGUCAGCCAGGGGUGAAAGGUGAAACAGGCGAGCCUGGUGCCAAGGGAGAGGCAGGGUCUGCGGGCCCACAGGGUAUGGCUGGAAAGUCUGGUCCUCGGGGACUUAUUGGAGUGGGCGGACUGAAGGGUGCUAGAGGAACACAAGGCGCUUCGGGUUCACACGGUUUCCCUGGAUCUCCUGGUGGCGUUGGAACACCUGGUGCUGCUGGAGGGGUUGGAGAGGCCGGGCCAAUAGGACAGCCUGGGAAGGCCGGUGUUAAGGGCAUCCAUGGGGAGAAGGGUCCCAUGGGGCGCGUGGGGGAGCGUGGAGCCCUUGGCUCAGCUGGUGGCCUUGGUGACAAGGGUGACGCAGGAGAGGAUGGACAACAGGGUCCCACGGGGCCUCCAGGUCCCUCUGGCACCACGGGCAUGAGAGGGCUGGUGGGCAUGCCUGGCAUGAGGGGAGAGAGGGGCAUGAUGGGCCUCCCUGGUCCCGCUGGACCUCCAGGAAAGAAUGGUCAAUCGGGCGGUCCUGGACAGAAAGGACCUCCAGGGAUUGCAGGAUUAAUGGGCCUCCGCGGACCUCGAGGAGAAGCUGGAUCAGAGGGUCUAGCAGGAUCUGAUGGAAUACCAGGAAAAGAUGGUAGCAUUGGAGAAAGGGGUGACAGAGGAAAUCCAGGUCCUGAAGGACUGGCAGGUGUUGCGGGCGCACUUGGAACUCCGGGGCCAGUUGGCUCAACUGGAGACCCAGGAAAGAGAGGAAAUCAGGGGUCAAGAGGUCCCCCUGGCUCUAGUGGCCCAGCUGGCACUCGUGGAAAGCUGGGGCCACAGGGACCACAAGGAGAUAAGGGCGAGAAAGGAGACAAAGGAGAGAGAGGUCAGAAAGGUCACAGAGGGUUCACCGGACUCCAAGGCCUCCCUGGAAUAGCUGGUCAAACAGGAGAUGCUGGGGGUCGUGGAAUCGUUGGACCUGGUGGCCCAAGGGGUAACCCAGGUCCGGUUGGACCACAAGGAAAGGAGGGAGACCAGGGAAUGCCUGGACCUCAGGGUUCUCCUGGAACUCGUGGAGAAUAUGGUGAACUUGGACCAGAGGGACCUCCAGGAGAGGCUGGCCCCCCGGGUCUCCCCGGCCCCGCCGGCCCCCCGACGGGCAUUGCGGACGAUCUCUUUGCCACCUUCCCUGACUACGAGGGCGAGGACGCGGGCUCCCCGUACGUCGCCUCCGACCAGGACCCCGCUCCCCCGCCCGAGGUCGUCAGGGACGAGGCGCUCCCCAUCAGCAACACGAUCAACAAGGACUCGGGCAAGGCCCGGGUGGACACAGGCAUCCACAUCUCCCUCAAGACCCUGAGCAGUCAGCUGGACAGCAUGAGGAGCCCCGACGGCACCCGCAUGCACCCGGCACGCACCUGUGACGACCUCAAGCGCUGCUACCCCCACAAGAAGAGCGGUGAGUACUGGAUCGAUCCCAAUGAGGGCAGUCUGAAUGAUGCCAUCAAGGUGAGCUGCAACAUGGACACGGGUGAGACCUGCAUCCCUGCCAGUCCCGCCAGCAUCCCACGCAAGUCUUGGUGGUCGUCCAACUCCAACAAUUCCAAGCCCAUCUGGUUUGGAGCCAACAUGAAUGGAGGAAGCCGCUUUACCUACGGGAAUGAGGGGGCCUCUCGUAACUCGGUGGCUGUUCAGCUGACCUUCGUGCGCCUGCUGUCCAAAGAGGCCACGCAGACACUCACCUUCCACUGCCGCAACAGCGUGGCCUACAAGGACGAGAGCGCCGGCAACCUGAAGAAGGCCGCCAUCUUAAAGGGAGCCGACGGCGUGGAUCUCCGCGCCUACGGCAACAACCGAAUGAAGUACACUGUUACCGAGGACAGCUGCUCCGAUGCCCCCAGUGAUUGGGGCAAGACUGUUUUCGAGUACCGGACUCAGAAGCCAGCCAGACUGCCCAUCGUGGACCUGGCUGCUGUGGACGUUGGAAGAGCUGAUCAGGAGUUCGGAAUCGAUAUAGGCCCUGUGUGUUUCUCCUAAACCCAAGGAAAUCUCCCUAAUCUAAUAUUCCCUUGGGAAACACCAUGGGAGCCAUGAACUAUCUGCUGAUGCAAUCAGCCUUGUUGACAAACAUAGAGACUUCCUUGCCCAAGACAAACAAGUAUUUAUUACAUGUUUUCAGAUAUCUCUAAAUGCCAAAUUUAUAAGGAGACGGCGAUACCAUGGAGCCAUAUUGAGAUUGUUUUUUUUUAACCACAGCAGUAUUUUUCUUCCCAAGUUGAACUUUGUCAGGAUUCCUACUGGUUGGGUGGUUUGAGAUUUUGAGACACCAUGCUGACCCAUCCAAAAAAGUCACCAUUUCUUUAACCAGAAAUAAAAUGAAAAUGACCACAUGCAAUACAUUUGAAAAAACUUGAUAUGUUAGUUAUUUAUGUUGAAUGAAUAAUUAUUGUCGUAUUUGUUAUUCUUUCAGGGUGGUGCUAUAUGAAAUCUAAGCUCAGUUGUUUUUUUUUUAAUGUAAUUUUGUCCCUGCCCCUCAGGUGGGUCCCAGGGCAUCGGGUGGGUUAACCUGUAUUAAAGAGCUCCCUGGAAGGAUGGCGUUUGUGUGGUUUGUUGAUAUCAUUUUUUUAUCACCCCUCACCCCAUCUCCGACCUCUCCUGGAUUGGAAAAUUAAAUUUCAAAUGGCACCCCAUUCAUGUAUGACAUUAUGCAUGCAUGCUACCUCUAGACGUUAUUUAUGCUAAUGCACGGUCGUUUGAGAGAUGAUUAAUCGCUGCCAGCAUAAUGAGGUUUUCCCAGCCAUCAGUGAAGCACUGUAGGUGAGGGUUGUGGUAAUCACUUAACAUAAUGUGGUCAUGACUGCAUGAAAAACAGGUGCAGUCUGGCCAGUAUGAAUGGUUAUUUGUGUCUGUACUGAGCACUAGCUUGAUUUCUUUUUUGUUCGGGUAAGACAUUCCAGAUACUGGCCAAAAUGAUAACUAAAAAAAUCUCAAAUGUAGAGGCUUGCGCUACAUUUAAUAACUUGACAUAAUUGUUGUCAUUGGUUUGCCAGUUGAUAAUCUUUCUAAUGUAAUUCUGUUGCGGAACCUCCAGGCCAGUGUGUUUUUGUUUGUUUGUUUGUUUCUCCAAGAGGCUACACAUCUGAUUAAAGCAAUCAUUCAACUCCUAAUGUCUUCAGUAUAGAUGACCACCUCCAUCAAGCAUGACAACCAAAGGUCUAAAGGGAAGAUUACCACUGGGCUUUAGAUUUCUUCAACCAAGUAGCGAUAUUUUCACAAGGUGAUGAUUUUA
Molecule: messenger RNA, 5001 nt
Organism: Clupea harengus (Atlantic herring)
Lineage: Eukaryota; Metazoa; Chordata; Actinopteri; Clupeiformes; Clupeidae
Gene: col5a2b
Product: collagen alpha-2(V) chain
Exons: 40
Coding region: 327-3749 (1140 amino acids)
Molecular function (GO): extracellular matrix structural constituent; protein binding
Source: RefSeq, a predicted model, not a curated record